AUGCCUUUAGUUAUAUUUACCGGUUUUCCAAGUUCUGGUAAAACCAAAUGGGCCAAAUCAUUACAAUCCGAGUUGGAAAAGAGAAUUGCAAAUGCCAAAGAAAACUCUGAACCAGGACACAAUUAUAAUGUCAUAUACCAUUCCGAUGAGACAUUAGGUAUUGAUCAUGACAUUUAUCAUGACUCGAAUAAAGAAAAGCUUGCAAGAGGGUCACAGAUUUCCAUUGUUAAAAGGGAUAUAUCAAGAAAUAACAUUGUCAUUUUGGAUGCUUUAUCAUAUAUCAAAGGAUUCAGAUAUCAACUUUACUGUGAAGCCAAAGGUAAUGUUACUCCUCAUUGUGUGAUACAUGUCAUUGCUCCCAUUGAAGAAUGUAUUAAAUGGAAUGAAGAAAAGAAGGAAAAUAAGUGGGAUCCUGUAUUAAUGAAACAACUUGAAAUGAGAUACGAGGAACCAAACGCGGAUACCAAGUGGGAUUCUCCAUUGUUUAGCAUUCUUUCCCAAGAUCCAAAUGAAAAACUUCCUAUGGAUGAUAUUUGGAAUGCUUUGGUCUUGAAGAAAGCUGCUCCACCUAAUGCUGCAACUUUAGUAAAACCAACAUCCGGAAAUUCAUUUUUACAAGAGUUGGAUAAAAAGACACAGGAAGUUGUUUCCCAAAUCCUCCAACAACAACAAAUUACAUCCGGUGAUGUGGUGAUACAGGAUGGAUUGGUUGUAUCAAUUCCUACAGGUACUGUUAGUACAGCUCAAUUGCAAAGAAUUAGAAGAUCGUACAUUGGUCUCAAUAGAAUGAGAUCCAUCGAGAUUGAUAGAAUAAUUCCAUUAUUUGUUGAAUACCUUAAUAGAAGCCUAAACAAUGAUGAUUAG
Candida tropicalis MYA-3404 is the source of this 864-nucleotide messenger RNA. RefSeq names its product Kti12p (gene KTI12). The coding region runs from base 1 to 864 and encodes 287 amino acids. Lineage: Eukaryota; Fungi; Ascomycota; Pichiomycetes; Serinales; Debaryomycetaceae. The transcript has a single exon. The record is from RefSeq and is a predicted model, not a curated record.